AUGGUGUACACCCGGACUGUGGUGAAAUACCAGAAAUCACCCAAAGUAGCUUUUGCUGACCCGCGAAUCGACUUCGUUGCGAUUGAUUACUUGGAACCUGUUAAUGAGAACAUUAACAAGCUAAAGCUAAUCUGUGCCGAUAUCACUCAUGUGUUUUAUACGUCAUAUAUUCACUCAUCGGAUCCUAAACUUUUGCCACAAAAGAAUGUCCCCUUAUUCAAAAGCUUUCUGGACAUUAUGGAAGUUAUAUGCCCAAACAUUCCUCACGUGGGGUACAUAAAGCCACCCGCGGAAGAAAAACACGCUCGUUAUAACGACAAUAGCGAAAAUUUCUACUAUGCCUAG
Molecule: messenger RNA, 345 nt
Organism: Penicillium daleae
Lineage: Eukaryota; Fungi; Ascomycota; Eurotiomycetes; Eurotiales; Aspergillaceae
Product: nucleoside-diphosphate-sugar epimerase GsfE
Exons: 3
Coding region: 1-345 (114 amino acids)
Source: RefSeq, a predicted model, not a curated record